This is a messenger RNA of Onychostoma macrolepis, 3715 nucleotides long. RefSeq lists its product as uncharacterized. The coding region runs from base 186 to 3572 and encodes 1128 amino acids. The record is from RefSeq and is a predicted model, not a curated record. The transcript is spliced from 18 exons. Gene Ontology annotation, biological process: binding of sperm to zona pellucida; prevention of polyspermy. Gene Ontology annotation, cellular component: egg coat. Gene Ontology annotation, molecular function: acrosin binding; structural constituent of egg coat. NCBI's taxonomy places the organism in Eukaryota, Metazoa, Chordata, Actinopteri, Cypriniformes, Cyprinidae.
UGUUGCGGCGGGAAAGUGACGUCAGUGUAUUGGUAAUUUUCAAAACGUAACCGAUCCAGAUAAAAAAAAAAAAAAGAGCGUCGUGUCAUUGACCCAUACAUGUGAUCUAGAUUAAUGUGUUGAUUAGACUCGCUGUUUGGCCGUGCGAAUUUGGGUGCACACGUGAGGUAAACAGCAAACUGGCGAUGUCUUGGGAACUAAACACAUUCAUCUCAGUUUUUAUAUUAUCAGCAAUAGCACUUCAUCUCAACUGUCGUACUUUUAGCGCUACGCUUGAGCGGGAAGGCAUUGGUUAUUCCGGAGAAAGCAGUUUCAGUAAAGUGCUGGACAGUUUCAAAAAACCUGGAUUUUCACGACAACUCCAAAGCGGCGCGCUGGAGUUCAAAGAAACGAAUUCGAAUGUCAAGCGCUUUCGUCGCGCCAGUUCAAAACUUCACGUCUCAGCGGAUUUUCCCAAUAGAAAUAAGAAUGAAACGCUACCUCUGCCGUCGAAUAAAUACAUGAAUGAAUUUCGAUCCAACAAGGAUAGUGCAUCUAUAGGUUCUACCACUGAAAACACUGCUCUCACAAGUUUUCACAGAAGAGCUUUUGAAAUCGAAGAUGGAUUUCAAGGCGAUACCUCGGCAUUUGGGGGACCAGCAAUCUCUGGGAAAAUGUAUAGUCCUCAAAGUGGUUCUAGCUCCCCAUCAACAUCUAUGUGGCUGGCAUUACCCAUGGUACACUGUUCCGAAGAGGCAAUGACCUUAACAGCUGCUGGAAAAGAAUACACGCACAUCUUUGUGGAAAGAGGGGAUGGAGCCCCACUGCCUUUAUUCCAGGUACCUGCAUAUUGUGGGUAUUCUGUCAGGGUCACAUGGGAAGAUCUGGUUCUAAUGGCCCCAUAUGAUGGGUGCUACAUCACACAAGAGAAUGGCAAUUAUGGGCUUUCAUUGCUGUGGUGGGGCAGUCCCAUAAAGAUAUCCUGUCCUGUGACACCUGUCAUCUCACAACCAACUCCUUCUGUCUUGUGCUCUCAAUUUGGCAUGGUCAUUGCAAUAGAAGGUGCCCGGGAAGCUGCAGAGAAACACAGGGUUAAAGUGAAUCGGAAAAUACUGCCUCUCCUAUCUGAGACAUGUGCAUAUCGCAUACAUUCUCCUUCUGAGGUUGUUCUACUUCAUACUGUUUUCAGCUCAAGAUGUGUGACUGUUAAGGAUGAAGAAAACUUCCUUGUUGUCAUCUUGGAUGGAAAGCAGUUCACCCUCUCUUGUCCAUUUCCUCACCGCCAGUCUCAGUUUCUUCCUUCCCUUCAUUCUAAUCCAUUCCAUCAACUACUGCGGCCCAGUCAGGAGCAAGUGCCUUUUAUCCCACAUGUUCCUGCUUUCCCAGCAGUCCCUGAAGUCACUCGGAAACCUGCAACACCUAAGCCAGAAACAUCUAAACCUGCUGUGAUCCCUCACCUUCCUUAUGAACAACCUGGAGUACCACAGUUUCACCCUAACAAAUACCCAUAUACUUCUCAUCAUGGCACAGAUCCCAUCCAUCAGAUACCCAGUAUUUAUCAGCACCAGAAACCGCCUGCUCACAUUUAUCCCAUGUAUCCCCUUCAUCAUCUGGCACCUCCUGUUGAUACUCCUAAACCUUCUGUUCAACAACAUCUGUCUCUAUCUGUGGAUCAAAUACAACAAACACAUGAAGAGACGGUACCCCAAUACCCAAUGAUGCCCCCUCCACAAUAUUCACCGUACCCUAUAUCCUGUCCCCCUUAUCCCGAGAGUUUCUGUUCUCAGUAUCCCAUGCUGUACUAUCAUCCCCCACUUGCCAUGACCACUGCUUCGCAAUCAAUGCCAUGGACAUUUCCUCAACCUACAUACAAUCCUCUAAUCCCUCCGUUUAUGCAAGCGACCCUGCUCCCUGUCUUUCCUCCGACUCCUCCUGCACAACCCCCCAAGAAGUCUCCAUCUCUUAAUUGCAUGAGGGAUAAAAUAAUGGCAACUUUGCCCUUAGCAAGAGCGGACUCCAUUAAAGUCAAAGAUGUGAAGACAAAUACCUGGAUCUCCAUUCCAUCUGUCCCAGCCGCCUGUAACUACACACUCCACUCCAGAGGUGGCAGUGUUGUGCUCUCUUCACCACUGCCUUCCUGCCACACACAAAAAAUGUCCUCCACAGUGAUCUCUCUAUAUGUCAGGUUCUGGGAUCUCUCUCAACUGCGAUACCGAACCCUACAGCUUCAGUGUCACUACAUUGGCGAUAUAGACACACAAUCUACAGUUCCUCCUGUUAUAAUCAAACCUUUGCACCAAAUCACUCCUCACCUUACAACCAAACCCAUACCCGCUCGCCCACCCCCUGAAUUUCAGGUGCUGUGUUCUAGCCAACAUAUGAGUGUAAAACUGCCACCUGGACCAACAUCUGGCCUCUUUGUACAAGCCCCUUCCAAUGGGAUAAAAACAGAAGCUGUUCCUAUUUUGGAGGCCCCAAGUCAUUGUGGGUACUCUAUAAAAAGGGGUAAAGAUGGUACCAUGAACAUCCUCCUGCCUUACUCUUCCUGUCACAUGACUCAGAAGGAUGGACUGUACAGAAUUAUAUUAAAAUAUCAGAUACCAAAAGGGCGCACAGUUGAGUCAUUGCUGGAGUGUCAGGCUUUGUUCAGUCAAGAGUGCAACGUUGCACCUGAUCAGCAGUUGGUCUGUGGAUCCGGGGUGUUAUCAUCAUCUGAGUGCCAAGACAGAGGCUGCUGUUAUUCUACAGACACCCGAUCGUGUUAUUACCCCAUGGACGAAUGCACAAUGGAUCGGCAUUUUGUUUUCUCGGUUCAUUCAUCCGCCACUGAUCCGCCCCUGUCCCCCACCAGCCUCGUCACUGCUGGCGACAACUCUUGUACACCCCAAAAAGUAACUGCUGACAUGGCCCUCUUCAAGAUCCCUCUGGAUGAAUGUGGGGUGCACAGAUUUGAGGUGGGUAAAACGGUCGUCUAUAUGGUGGAGAUCCUGAAUAGAGUGCAGCCCCUCAGUCUAAAUUACGGCACCAUCACUAGAGAGUCGCCUGUAAGGCUACUGGUUGAGUGUCGCUAUUUACCCGGAUCAGUGGUAAGUGUGGGUUAUCUGGUGAAAAGCCCCUCCCUCGGACCUUCUAUCAAAGCUCAGGGGGUGUUUGGAGUUCAGCUCAGGAUUGCAAAAGAUGAACACUACAAUGAUUAUUACCCACAAUACCACCAGCCUCUGCACAUGCUGCUGGGGAAACCCCUUUACCUGGAAGUGCGUCUGCUAAAUCCUCCAGACCCCACUGCUAUGCUGCUGGUGCAUUACUGUGUUGCAUACCCACGCUCUGCAAAAUCUGCCUGGAUCCUUAUUUAUGAUGGGUGCCCAAAUUUCCUUGACCAGACCCCAACCCACAAGCCUCCUGCUACACCUGCAGAGGCCCUGAUCAAUCAUGUUAGACGAUUCACAAUCACUACAUUCCAGUUCCUGUCUGAAGAAGCCAAUCUGCAGACAGACGAGGAGAUUUAUUUUAUGUGUUCAACUGAGGUUUGUCUGCCAUCAGAUGGUCCAUGUGUUGAGGGCUGCUUUGCAGAUCCCAUUAAUGUGAAGUCCUGAGAGAAGGCGGCUGAGCUGGAUAAAGCCCAACUAAUAAUCAUCGUUCUUUUUGUUUGACAGAUGUACAGUCUUAAUAGCAAUUGCAAAACAAUAAAGCUUUGAAAGUCAUUUACUUGUUAUGAAGUUUUAAAAUGGCGUUCGAA